Molecule: messenger RNA, 1099 nt
Organism: Cebus imitator (Panamanian white-faced capuchin)
Lineage: Eukaryota; Metazoa; Chordata; Mammalia; Primates; Cebidae
Product: aldo-keto reductase family 1 member B1-like
Exons: 1
Cellular component (GO): cytosol
Molecular function (GO): aldose reductase (NADPH) activity
Source: RefSeq, a predicted model, not a curated record
ACGAUCUAAAAACAAAUGCUGUAAGGUUCCAGGCGGGGGUCUGGGGAGCGCAGCAGCAAUGGCCAGCCACCUCGUGCUCAACAACAGCGCCAAGAUGCCCAUCCUCGGGCUGGGCACCUGGAAGUCCCCUUCAGGCCAGGUGACUGAGGCUGUGAAGGUGGCCAUCGAUGUUGGGUACCGCCACAUCGACUGUGCCCACGUGUACCACAUUGAGAAUGAGGUGGGGGUAGCCAUUCAGGAGAAGCUCAGGGAGCAGGUGGUGAAGCGUGAGGAGCUCUUCAUCAUCAGCAAGCUGUGGUGCACAUACCAUGAGAAGGGCCCGGUGAAAGGAGCCUGCCUGAAGACUCUCAGAGACCUGAAGCUGGACUGCCUGGACCUCUAACUUAUUCACUGGCCAACUGGCUUUAAGCCUGGGAAGGAAUUUUUCCCAUUGGAUGAGUUGGGCAACGUGAUUCCCAGUGACACCAACAUUCUGGACACGUGGGCGGCCAUGGAAGAGCUGGUGGAUGAAGGGCUGGUGGAUGAAGAGCUGGUGGAUGAAGGGCUGGUGGAUGAAGAGCUGGUGGAUGAAGAGCUGGUGGAUGAAGAGCUGGUGGAUGAAGGGCUGGUGAAAGCUAUUGGCAUCUCCAACUUCAACCAUCUCCAGGUGGAGAGGAUCUUAAAUAAACCUGGCUUAAAGUAUAAGCCUGCAGUUAACCAGAUUGAAUGCCACCCGUGCCUCACUCAGGAGAAGUUAAUCCAGUACUGCCAGUCCAAAGGCAACAUGGUGACCGCCUACAGCCCCCUUGGCUCUCCCGACAGGCCCUGCGCCAAGCCUGAGGCCCCUUCCCUCCUGGAGGAUCCCAGGAUCAAGGCGAUCGCAGACAAGCACAAUAAAACUACAGCCCAGGUGCUGAUCGAGUUCCCCAUGCAGAGGAACUUGGUGGUGAUCCCCAAGUCUGUGACACCAGAGCGCAUUGCUGAGACCUUUAAGGUCUUUGACUUUGAACUGAGCAGCCAGGAUAUGACCACCUUACUUGGCUACAACAGGAACUGGAGAGUCUGUGCCUUGGUGAGCUGUACCUCCCACAAGGAUUACCCCUUCCAUGAAGAGUUUUGA